Messenger RNA from Alternaria atra, 423 nucleotides. RefSeq lists its product as uncharacterized. Gene Ontology annotation, molecular function: carbon-sulfur lyase activity. Lineage: Eukaryota; Fungi; Ascomycota; Dothideomycetes; Pleosporales; Pleosporaceae. The record is from RefSeq and is a predicted model, not a curated record. The transcript has 3 exons. Bases 1 to 423 code for a protein of 140 amino acids.
AUGACGGACUUCAAGGGACACUGCCAUUGCAAGCAGACGGAAUGGACUGCCACGCUGGAGAAGGAUCAGCAGGCUCAUGUUCUAUGCCAUUGCAACACUUGCAAAGAACUCUCCGGCUCGACGUACACACUCAAUCAGAUCAUCCCUACAAAAGCCCUCAAGAUCACCAAGGGCAAUGAUCUAGGCAAAUACACAUACAAGGGUGACUCUGGAAAAGGUGUUCACUGCUUUUACUGCAAGAACUGCACCACACACGUGUACCACCAGCAGGAAGUCCUGGGUGAUGAUAAGAUUAUCCUAAGGACAGGGUUAUUGGAGAAAGGUAUCAAGAACUUCCAGCCUGGCGCGGAGAUCUUCGGUAAGGACCGGUUGCCAUGGGAGAAGGAGGUUGCGCAGACCUUUGAAGUUAUGCCACCUUCGUAG